AUGGGGGGAGGCGUGCGGGAGGCUGCGGACGAAGGCGGUGGGGUGGCGGUUGCGCGGAGCGGCGACGGUUCGCGGGCGGGGAGUGCUGACGUAUUCACAGAGAGCAGCGGGUUUAAAGACAGGAGGGACGCGCGAGGCGCAGCGGAGCACGGGGGUUUUGGGGUCGUCGGGUCAGCGCUGUGUGUGGGGAGGGGGGAUGGGAUGACGGAUGAAGGGCAGGAGGAGGAGCAUAAGAUUGAGGGAGAGAAUAAGGAGGAUCAAGGGGCUGUAUGCGACGGGUGGGAAGAACAAGCGGUGGGAAGGGAGGAUUGGGGAGGGGCGCUUGUGGGGGGUUGUGACGGAAGCAGGUUGGCAGAAGGUAGUGCGGCGGGCGAGGGGGAGCGCGGGAGUGAGUACCCUGGGGGGGGAGGUGUCUCAAGAGAGAGUCAUGGGAUGGAGACGGCAGUAGGAGGGGCGCGCGGAGGGCAAGGGGACGGGCGGGAUGACGGACGGGAUGCAGAGAGGGGAGGCGGGGGUAACGUCGAAGAGGCGAAAGAGGCUGCGGCUGGCUCUCUUCCUGAUGCCCGGCCAGUUUCUGCCACUGCUGCUACUGCUGCUGCUUCUGCUGCCGCUGCUGCUUCUGCUGCCGCUGCUGCUUCUGCUGCCGCCUCUGCUUCUGCUGGUCGUGCUGCUGCUGAUGGUGAUGGUGUCGUGGAAAAGGUAGCGGUAGCCCCAGCAGCAGCUGCAGCGGCGGCGGCGGCGGCGAGUGCAGAAGCGGGUGCAGUGGCGGCUGAUGUGGUAGUGGUGACGCUCACAGGCGCCGCACAGGCAGAGGACGAGAGCGAGAGGGAGAGGGAACGAGGACGGGAGAGGGACAGGGAGAGGGAAAUUGAAAGGGAAAGGGAGAGCGGGAGGGAGAGCGUGUGUGAGAGAGCGAGGGAGACGGACAUGGAGAGGGAGAGGGAGAGGGCGAGGGGUGCAGCAGGCAAGAGAGCGAGGGCGCUGUCAGCAGGCGUGUGGGGAAAGACGCCGUGGGACGCUCAGCAUGGGACGGAGGGCGAUGGGCGAGAGGGCAAGCGGCGGAGAGACACAGGGGCCGCGGGAGAGGGUGCGCGGAGUGGGGUUGCGGGGGAGCGGGAGGGGCGGGCGGGACUGGUGGCGGGUGGGGCAGGUGCGGUGGGGAGAGAAGGGAGGGAGCUGGUUGGCUGGAAGGCGAAGGGGGGAGGGGAGGGGAGAGGGGAGGAGGAGAGGGGGGAAGGGGAGGGACAGCAGGCGGAUAACUCAAGGGCUGUGGGCCGUGGAGGAGUGGGGGAGAGAGAUGGAGGGAUGGAGAGAGAUGGAGGGAUGGAGAGAGAUGGAGGGAUGGAGAGAGAUGGAGGGGAGAAGUGGGGGGAAGGAGCUGAAGCAGACGGGACAAUGGCAGAGGCAGAGGAAGGAGGGGAAAGGGAAGGGCGCGGCGAGGGAGGAGAGAACGAGGAGGGGCGUGAGAGCGAGAGACAAGGUGCAGAAUGCGACAAGGAAGGCGCUGCUGCUGCCGCUACUGCUGGUGCUCAGACGCUUGAGUGUGCCACUGCUAGCUUGCCUCUGAGCGAAGCUGGAGGUGAGGAUGGUGGGGUGAUGGGCGCAGAGGCAACACCACGGCACAUAGAGGCGGCUGUUGAGGCGGCUCAGAACUCGAUGCCUGCGGGUGAAGGUCCAAGGGAGGAUGGCGGGGUGACGGGUGCAGAGGCAACACCACGAGACGCUGGGGCGGAGGAGGGUGUUGCUGGUGCAGAGGGGAUUGCAGGAGCACGGGCACCUGCAGGAGGGAUAGCAGAGGGAGCAACAGAGGGUGCAGCAAGAGGAGCGGCAGGGGCAGCAGAGGCAUGCGCUGUGAAGAAGCGUACCGAGGAGGAGAGGGAAGUGCCGGUGGUUGGGGCGAGAGUGGCAGCUGCUGCUACCUCUGCUGCUGCACCUGGCAUGACAUGGGAGAGUGGCGGGUUUGCCAUGGGGAAAGAUGGUGUGCAGUGUGAGAGGGGAGGGAGGGAGGAGGAGACUGCAGGGGAUGUCGAGAGGAGUGGUGGAGGGUGCGAGAAAGGGAGAGAAGGGGAAGAUUCUGGUACUGCUGCCGUGCAUGAUGGUGCUGAAGGUUGCAGUGAGCAACAAUCAGAGGUGCAAGCAGAGGUGCAGAGGGAACCGGCAACUGAGGAGGCUGUUCCCACGCCUGCUGAUGCAAGCCUAGCAGCGCAAGUACCAGCAGCGGCUGCUGAAGGUUCAGAAAGUGCGCGCACACUCGUGCAACUGACACCUUUUGGUGCUCCAGAGGUGCCGGGCAAGCGCAGCCGCAUAUGGCUGGGCACGUUUGACAGCGCCGAGGCCGCCGCUGAGGCCUACGACGUUGCUGCGUUCCGACUCAGGGGCUCCAAGGCCUUCCUCAACUUCCCCUCCAGGCUCGAAACGAAUCUUCAGAUGGCCCUACCCGGUCUGCCCCCCUCCGCCUCCUCCCCCAACGGGCUCUUCGCCUAUGCUCCUCCUCCUCCCCCAGCACCCCCUGCCUUCCCCACCUCUGCCUCCCCUCCCACGCAACCCUCUGCAGCUGCUACAGCUGCUGUUCCUGCAGAGGCUGGGGCUUUUCCAGACCCUGUGGCGGGGAGCUUGGCCGCAACAGCAACAGCACCAGCAGCUGCAGCAGCAGCAGCAGCAGCAGCAGCAGCAGCAGCAGCAGCAGCAGCAGCAGCAGCAGCAGCAGCAGCAGCAGCAGCAGCAGCAGCAGCAGCAGCAGCAGCAGCAGCAGCAGCAGCAGCAGCAGCAGCAGCAGCAGCAGCAGCAGCAGCAGCAGCAGCAGCAGCAGCAGCAGCAGCAGCAGCAGCAGCAGCAGCAGCAGCAGCAGCAGCAGCAGCAGCAGCAGCAGCAGCAGCAGCAGCAGCAGCAGCAGCAGCAGCAGCAGCAGCAGCAGCAGCAGCAGCAGCAGCAGCAGCAGCAGCAGCAGCAGCAGCAGCAGCAGCAGCAGCAGCAGCAGCAGCAGCAGCAGCAGCAGCAGCAGCAGCAGCAGCAGCAGCAGCAGCAGCAGCAGCAGCAGCAGCAGCAGCAGCAGCAGCAGCAGCAGCAGCAGCAGCAGCAGCAGCAGCAGCAGCAGCAGCAGCAGCAGCAGCAGCAGCAGCAGCAGCAGCAGCAGCAGCAGCAGCAGCAGCAGCAGCAGCAGCAGCAGCAGCAGCAGCAGCAGCAGCAGCAGCAGCAGCAGCAGCAGCAGCAGCAGCAGCAGCAGCAGCAGCAGCAGCAGCAGCAGCAACAACAGCAGCAACAACAGCAACAAAUGCAGCAGCAGCAGCAGACAAACUUUUUUCCUCCGUGCCCCUGUCUGGGCCCACACCUGCCCUGCCUCCUUCCUCCCUGCCGCCACCUCACUCAUCUACCGCACCAGCUGCCUUUGAAAAUUCUCAAAACUCGUCUCUCUCCUCUGCACCCUCGCUUCCUCCGCUUGCUCCUCCGUCCACCCACUCUGCCUUCCUGUCUUCCCACUGGGCCUUAGCAGCAGUGGCGGCUGCUGCUGCGCCUAAUCCGCCUGCUGCAACUGCUCCGUUUGCAACUACACCAGGCCAAGCCCUAGCACCAGUGCCCAUGCAAGUGCCAGUGCCAUCAGUAGUGCCAGUGCCAGUGCCCCUCACAGGUCCCAGGCCUAUGGACAUUCCCCCUCAGUUUGUGCACAUUCACACAGCAGCGGCCGCAGCAGCAGCAGCAGCAGCAGCAGCAGCAGCAGCAGCAGCAGCAGCGGCAGCAGCAGCAGGUGGAGCAGCAGCAGGUACAGCAGUAGAGGGUGCUGCUCCCGCGUGGCUCUCAUCUUCAACUAUACGACCAGUGGCCACAAACGCACCUCAGGGAACCUCUGGCCCCGUCUCUCCCCACCCCUACUCCUCUUCCGCCGCCUUGGUUCCCCCCUUCUCCUUUCUUCCCAACUCUCCCAACCCCGUAUGCUGUUCCACCCGCCUCUUUUCGCCCGCUUCUUGA
Messenger RNA from Closterium sp. NIES-65, 3963 nucleotides. NCBI's taxonomy places the organism in Eukaryota, Viridiplantae, Streptophyta, Zygnematophyceae, Desmidiales, Closteriaceae. The record is from the annotation of a GenBank genome assembly.